AUGGCUCGUAUGCGACGGACAAGUUCAGGUAGUUUUGCUGGCGAGGACGUACUCCGACCGGGUUCGACAUCUGGAAGUCCUUCGCAGCAUGUGAAGAAUGUCAGACGAUCUCCGAGGAAGAAGGCAACCGCGAACUACCUUGAAAACGACCACCAGGACAGGUUAUACGACACCGGAGGUCUUGAAAAUCAGAUCAAAACAAUACUUCCUCCCACUACGAAGUCCAGGCAAAUACGGCUAGCACCCCUAGGCGCAUGUCGUGGUACGGUCUUGACAGGACCCGGUAACUUCCAUCGCACAGCUAAAAGGACCCAUGAGGGCAAGCCUACAGUCUUGACAACAAAACUUCCUGCUCAACUGGAUACCGGAUUAAGCGUGGCUAUGCCAGCUGAGGAUAUGGACCAUGAUCUGGCCCGUGUCUUGGAUAUCGAGGUCGAUGUUGAAGAGACUGUCUGGUGCGGCUCCGUGUCAUCAUCAGACGGUUCAGAGGAUGAGCUUCCGAGUCCUCAAAAGCUCAUAAACUUUGGCAAGAUCAACAAGCUCAGCAAUCUUGAUGGCGAUGCGUCGGACUUCACCCAAAGCUUUAGUACAUUGCGUAAUGGUGGUAACCGGCAGGUGGACUUACCGCCCGUGCCUCGAACGAAGGAAAUCACUGCUUCACGACCAAUGAGUUCCAGCGAUAAAGAGAAUGACAGCAGAGCCAUACUUCGCUUCUCGCCACCACGUUUGUACAGUCCUCGGAAAGCUCGAGACUUGGGACGCCCAUCAACUCCACCACCUACAUCACCAACUACAAGCAGACUGAAAUCUCCCUCAAAGCAAGCAGCGAGGAUACCGACGCCCCCAUUCCGGCAAAGUCUUGACGCCUUCUGGGAUGCAGAAGCUGUCAAUGACUGGAACGAGCAGUACUCGCCUCGCAAGGAGUGGUCACCAAAGAAGAAUAAGCUCAUUGGAAAUCAAAACUCCUCUUCGCCUACAGCAUCGCCUCGAAAGACCCAAAGUCCAUCCAAGCGCACCAAAACCGAGAUGGCCAACAAGCGAGACUGGGAGGCGCGCAAGCAUCAGGUAGCUGAGGGCUUCCUGGCAGAUCUGGACGACAGAAUCACCACUGGAAAAGUACGGGAGCUUGCGGCUGGUACUGGUGGCGUGCGCUUCAUAUGGAGCAAGACGUUGAAUUCGACUGCAGGUAGAGCUAAUUGGCGGCGUGAAACGAUACGGUCACGACAGCUCGACGGGGCUUCAUUAAAAAUCCACAAGCACCACGCUUCCAUCGAGCUGGCAGAGAAGGUCAUAGACGACGAAGAACGCCUUCUCAACGUCAUCGCGCACGAAUUCUGCCACCUUGCCAACUUCAUGGUCUCCGGCAUCAAAGACCAGCCUCACGGCAAGCAGUUCAAGGAAUGGGGUCGCAAGACCACCCAAGCAUUCGCUCAUCGCGGCGUAGAAGUCACAACAAAGCACUCCUAUCAGAUCGAAUACAAGUAUAUAUGGCAGUGCUCGAACGAAGACUGUGGCUCUGAGUUCAAACGCCACUCGAAGAGCGUCGACCCGAAACGCCAUACCUGUGGCGCGUGUCGGAGUAAACUCGUGCAAAUCAAACCUAUACCGCGUAAAGAUGCUGCUGGGAAUGUCGGCGGCGCUGUGACGGGCUACGCAGCGUACGUCAAAGAGCACUAUGCUGGGAUCAAGGCUGGACUGCCCAUGGGUGCUACGCAAAAGGGGGUCAUGGAGGCCAUUGGGCGGCAGUAUAGGUCCGAGAAAGCGAAGAAGGCGGCCUCCCCUGUGUUGGUACCCACUUCCCAUCUAUCCAGAUCGUCCUCCACGCAGUCGUUGUCAUCUAUUGGGCCUGGGGAUGACAAGAAGAUACUUGACUCUGGAGACACGGGUCGGGAGCUCAACGAUGUGGCUCGAGUGUUGGAGUUCAUCACGAUAGCCGACGACUAG
Recurvomyces mirabilis is the source of this 1944-nucleotide messenger RNA. RefSeq lists its product as uncharacterized. The coding region runs from base 1 to 1944 and encodes 647 amino acids. The record is from RefSeq and is a predicted model, not a curated record. The transcript has a single exon. Gene Ontology annotation, cellular component: nucleus. Lineage: Eukaryota; Fungi; Ascomycota; Dothideomycetes; Mycosphaerellales; Teratosphaeriaceae.